AUGGUAUACACUUCGUUGACCGAAGCUCCUCACAACCUCAAGGAGGGCAUCGACUGGUUGAUGGCCCUGAAGGGAAGUUGUGGCGAGAGCACCUUGAAGGCUAUGGUUGGCGCAAUUCAUCAUCUGUUCUCAAAACACUCCGAUGGAUAUAAGCAGUUGCCAGCUCUCGAAAAAAUGAAAAGCAUUUCUAGGGAGUUUUUAGAGAAACCGGAGCUGAGAGAUAACCUGUUCGUGAAACAAUUGCUGAGUAGAUUCUAUACUCCGGCUAGUACCGCAAACACUGGGUUUAAACAUCUAUUGGCAAGAUACUCUGAGGAAUACGCACGCGUUGUAGGAGUCAAGGGUGCCAGACCUGAAUACAUCGAAGAGAGCUUACGCAACGUCAUGGAUGGUUUUGGGAAGCUCUUGAAUGAUAUAAAAAACCCUGACAAGUACAAGUCUGCGUACAGUGCAGAAGCGACGUGGGAAGCGUCGUGCGCAAAAGACCCGGAAGCCUGCGCAGUGGUUCUCGUUGGGAUGGCGCCUAUGUUGUACGCCGGAAUGCAAUCCUUGUCAAAUGCAGUAUUCUCUAAAAGCGGGUGGUGGAGCACUACAGUAGAAUAUAAGGCCGCUGGGGACGUGUUGAGACCUCUAGGUUACGAAGAGUCGGAAUGCCGGGCUGGCAUGAAUGGUUCAUAUAUAUAUGAAACGUUUAAAGGUCUGGAUGCAGAUUUAUUUCAUAAAACGUACGAUCUCGCAGGAUUUGACAUUUUCUAUGGAUCUGAUAUUGUACAGAAGCUACCAGUUAAGCAACCUGUAGUUGAAGAAGCUUUAGUAGCUGAAACAGCUGUGGACCCUGUACAAGCUGCGAAGACUGCAAACACUCGCAAACCCGGCCAAUCAGGUAGACGCAGAAAAGCUGCGGAAUAA
Molecule: messenger RNA, 909 nt
Organism: Babesia bigemina
Lineage: Eukaryota; Apicomplexa; Aconoidasida; Piroplasmida; Babesiidae
Exons: 1
Coding region: 1-909 (302 amino acids)
Source: RefSeq, a predicted model, not a curated record